Molecule: messenger RNA, 1182 nt
Organism: Suillus paluster
Lineage: Eukaryota; Fungi; Basidiomycota; Agaricomycetes; Boletales; Suillaceae
Exons: 7
Source: RefSeq, a predicted model, not a curated record
UAUCCAGUGUCCGCCAUCUUCUUGCCACGCGUACCAGCUCAUCUCCGCCUUUACUUGCAUUCAUCCAUCCAACAUAAUGAUCUCAACCGUGUUCAACGGAGCUGCUCACCUCACUAUCAUUGGAUAUCUCUCUGUCGCGCAUUGCAAGGAAGUUGUUUUGGACUCCACCGUUCAGCUUAUACGCGACGCGGAGAACGUCUCCGAUCUUGGCGGCAUUGCAUUAAAUUUCUGCAUUUCUCCCGCAAUUCUCAUUUUAGCCUCCAACAAAGCCGCUCGCAUAUUUCUCAGUGGCAUCAACAAGGAACCCGCUCCGAAGCACGCUCAACCCAGUCCACCCUUCGCCGGCGACAUUUCUACCCAACCCAAUGUAUCAUCUUCGUCAAAUGUGAUCGCAACUGAAGCCUCGCCAAUCGCUGCAUACUCAACUACACCCUACUCUCCAUGGCUACAUUCAACACCAAUCCCAAGGCCACAACGAUUCUCGCUCGAUUCCGACACCACCGUGGUAGCCCACGACGACGGCUUCGUCAAGGACACUCCUGGAUCCUCCCGCCCCGUCGAAGCAUCUCGGACUACGAAGCCGCCUCUAAAGCCUCCGGACGAAACGCACCACCAACGGACUCCUACCUCACCCACAUACUACGCUUUCACAUCAAAUGUCGCACCUCGGCAAACAGAAGGUAAGUACGCUUCUUGUCUGAUUGCCGCGCGUGUCAGCAUCGCACGCUCACACUUCAAACAAGACAAUAUUAUGAUUAGUCACCUUGAACAAGUCUACGACGAAAUCCUCGUCGACCAAGCGGCCCUCGUCGACGGCUGGGCCGCUGCCAUGGCGGAGCUGGGUCUCACAUCAAUGCUGUCACCACCACCGCUUUCGCUUCCGAACACGAUCAUUCCAGAAAUCUCGGCUAGCACUCUUCUUCAAGGCUGACCAUCACCACACUAAUCAAUAACGACCAGCACAUUUCUACACACCUAGCUUCUCCGUGGUCAGAGGUCCCCUACGACCGAAUCUCGACGACGCGCACGCAACGUAACGGCCUCCUUCUGUCCCCCACGACCUGGAUUUCCACUAUCCAAGAAGUUGAAGGCCACCGCCCGCGCCGGUCCCGCACACACAUUUACCCCAAAUCUCUUCCAUAUCUCCCACAUGUAAAGGUCUUGAUUUGUUUCUUUUUCCUU